AAUCUCCGCCCUUCCACGUUCUUCCCUCAGCGGUCCUAGCGCAUGUUCCGGUGACGUCAUUGCUCCGCGACGAGCAGCAAAGCUGCUCUUUCCGGUUCUCCACGUGAUCGCUGUUGUACGGCGUGUGCUAAGUUGGAUCUGCAAGCAUGGCGGAUCAGCGUGUGGUGCCCAGUGAUCUCUUUCCUCACGUGCUGCAGUUUCUGCGCGACAACCAAUUCACCAAUGCCGCCAAAGAGUUCGCGAAGGCCACAGGAGUGAAAGAUCAGGGCAGCAAUCCAUCCUCGCUUCUUGAUAUAUUCAGUGAUUGGAUUAAGUCCCCAGAUUCAAAGAAAAGGAAACAUCCUGUAAAUGGUCUCCCUGCUAAGAAAUCUGCAGAGGAGUCCAGCAGCGAUGAGAGCUCAAGUGAAGAUGAUGAGCCACCUGCAAAGAAAAAAGCUGUUGCAGCAGGCAAAAAGCCAGUAGCCAAAGUGCCUCCACCUAAGAAGAAGGCCAAAAGCAGCAGCGAAGACUCCAGUGACGAUUCAGACUCUAAAGAAGCUAAGAAAGCUCCUCAGAAAAAGACCACACCACAGGUGAAGGCAGCAAAUGUGAAAACGCCACCACAGAAAAAGACAAAGGACUCCAGCUCUGACUCUAGUAGCUCUGAAGAUGAGGCACCGGUUAAAAAGCAGCCACCUGCUGCCAAGUCUCCAGCAAAGACUACACCGGUGGCAAAGACUGCUGCAGCAAAAGGUAGAAAAUCUGACACUAGCAGCAGCGAAGAGUCUGAGGAUAGCACGCCAGCAAAGACAGCCGCUGUAAAGACUCCACUGGCCAAGUCCCCUGCAGUUCCUCCAGUUAAGAAUGUAGCCAAGGGCAAAAAAAGCUCUAGCAGUGAAGAUUCUUCUGACAGCUCUGAAGAUGAAGCCCCAGCUGCAAAGCCGAAACCAAAACCUGGUGCUUACAGUGCUGUUCCUCCCCCUGCUGUGAUUAAGAAAGUAGGCGGAAAAGCUCCUCCAGCGGCAAAUGCUAAAAAAGCAGAAAGCAGCAGUGACUCUUCAGACAGUGACGAGGCAGAACCACCAGCGAAAAAAGGUAAGGCCACUCCGGCCAAAUCCCCUGCACAGGCUGCGAAACCGGCUGCAAAACCAGCUGCUAAAAAAGCCAAAGAAUCAUCCAGUGAUACAGACUCAAGUGACGAAGAUGAGAAAAAGUCAUCUAAACCAGCUGUGAAAACUGCUGCUGGUAAGGUCUCCACACCUUCAGCACAGAAAAGUACACCUGUAAGUAAUGCUGCAAAGCCCACACAGGCCAAAAAGGACUCCAGUUCUUCUGACAGUUCUGACUCAAGUGAUGAAGAAAAAGCACCAGCUAAGCCAGCUGCAAAAACUCCUCCUGCAAAGCCUGCUGCAAAAGUGACCCCUGCAAAGCCUGCUGCAAAAGUGACCCCUGCAAAGGCUGCAGCAACCAAAAAGGAUUCAAGCUCUUCUGACAGCUCAGACUCGAGUGAUGAAGAUAAGAAGGCACCAGCAAAGCCUGCUGCAAAAACUCCACCUGCAAAGCCUGCUGCAAAGGUGACCCCUGCAAAAGCUGCAGCAGCCAAAAAGGAUGUAAGCUCUUCUGACAGCUCAGACUCGAGUGAUGAAGAAGAUAAGGCACCAGCUAAACCUGCUGCAAAAACUCCACCUGCAAAGCCUGCUGCAAAAACUCCCCCUGCAAAGCCUGCUGCAAAGGUGACCCCUGCAAAAGCUGCAGCAGCCAAAAAGGAUUCCAGCUCUUCUGACAGCUCAGAUUCAAGUGAUGACGAGAAGAAGAAGCCGUCCAAGCCAAAAGCGAAGAUAACCCCAGGGAAGACAACCCCUGCUCAAAAGAAAAAGGAUUCCAGUUCUGACAGUUCUGACUCUGACAGCGAAGAAGAAGCUAGUAAGAAACCUGCCCCAAAACCGACUCCUACCACAAAGACUGCCCAAGUGAAAAACAAGAAAGCAGAAAGUAGUUCAGACUCAAGCAGUGAAGAAGAAAAAACUGUAAAAGUCACUAAAUCCCCUGCUGCUGCUGCUCCUGCAAAGAAAGCCAUUGCUGUAAAUAAAACAAAGGCAAGUAGCAGCUCAAGUUCUGAGGAUAGUAGCUCUGACGAGGAGAACGCUAAGAAGACAGCUACCUCAAAGUCACCAGCAACAGCUAAAUCGGCAACUCCAAAGACUGCUAAUUCCACACCAAAAGCGGCUAUCAAAAAAUAUGACAGCUCAGAGGACAGUUCCUCCAGUGAAGAUGAUGAUAAUCCUGGUAAACAAAAACUAAAGGGAAAAACACCUGAGAAUAAGAAAAUAAAAAUUUCCACUCCAAACACAUUCCCCAAGGAGAACAAGAAGGAAGCUUCCAAAAAUGUCCCUUUCCGAAGAGUAGUUGAAGAAGAAGUGGAAAUGGAUCCUCGAGUUGCUAAUAAUUCAUUUGAAGCAAAGAGAGGGUCAUCAGGAGACUGGGGAGAGAGGGCCAACAGUGUCUUAAAAUACACAAAGGGAAAAUCUUUCAGACAUGAAAAGACAAAGAAAAAACGGGGUAGCUACUGUGGGGGAGCUAUUUCUACAAGUGUGAACUCUAUUAAGUUUGACAGUGAAUGAACUAUACUCGGUUACCUUCUAAUGGACAUAAUUCUGAAGUAAUGUGUAAUCCAUUUCUGGACUUGUUGCGUUCAUUGAAAAGAUUUUUAUUUUUAAGUGAGUUAAUUUUGUUUUCAAAACAGCGUUUCUGUAUAUUUAUAUACAUUUUUUUAAACCUUUCAAUAUAACAGUUUAACCAAUCCUCAAAGAAAUGUUUAAAAGCUAGGGUGUUUUAUUUCUAUAGUUUUCUAUAAUUUGAAAACAAAUAAAACAUUGUUUCAAGUUCAUUGGUUCAAACCUAUGGCUGGAUUGAAAAAUAUUUGUCCCGGAUGAAAUAAAUAUAUUAACGUUAUAUAGCAUGUGGGUCCCUUCCUGCCUUCAAAAUCCAUCGGAGGCACUUUUUAAAGGUGUUAGAUCUGGCACCAGGACACCAGCAGCAGAUUCUUUUUGGGGUUAUGAUGCCUUUUAGCGGACUAUAACAUG
This is a messenger RNA of Hyla sarda, 3062 nucleotides long. It is a transcript of the gene NOLC1, whose product is annotated as nucleolar and coiled-body phosphoprotein 1. NCBI's taxonomy places the organism in Eukaryota, Metazoa, Chordata, Amphibia, Anura, Hylidae. The record is from RefSeq and is a predicted model, not a curated record. The coding region runs from base 147 to 2600 and encodes 817 amino acids. Gene Ontology annotation, cellular component: nucleolus; nucleoplasm. The transcript is spliced from 18 exons. Gene Ontology annotation, molecular function: protein binding.